Molecule: messenger RNA, 3444 nt
Organism: Musa acuminata AAA Group (dessert banana)
Lineage: Eukaryota; Viridiplantae; Streptophyta; Magnoliopsida; Zingiberales; Musaceae
Product: receptor-like protein EIX1
Exons: 1
Coding region: 1-3444 (1147 amino acids)
Molecular function (GO): protein binding
Source: RefSeq, a predicted model, not a curated record
AUGGCUGCUAGCGGUGGCUGCAAGGGCAAAUCUAUUUGCUCAAAGCAUGUCACUAUGCUUAUGACCAUAAUUAUGAGCUUUGGAGUCAUCUCCUGUUGUCUCGGCCAUGGCGGGGGGGAUCAUGAUGGCCAUCUCGGGGCGAAGGGGGGAAGCUGCAUAGAGAGCGAUAGGAGAGCUCUCCUAGCUAUCAAAUCCGAUAUGUACGACUCCGGCGAAAGAUUCUCUUCUUGGAUCGGUGAAGGUUGCUGUAGCUGGAGAGGAGUGGCCUGCGAUGACAACACCAGCCAUGUCAUCAAGCUCGACCUCCACUAUCUCGACACUCACAAUUUCUACACAUAUGAUUUGGAUGACGAGGACGAUAUGUGCUUCAUGUUAGAAGGGAUGGGUGCGAGCAAGGUAAAUCCUGCUUUGCGUGAUCUGAAGCAUUUGAAAUAUCUGGAUUUGAGCAUGAAUAAUUUCUCUGGCUCCCACAUUCCGCACAUGAUUGCUUCACUUAUGCACUUGGAAUAUCUCAACCUAUCCAAUGCCAUGUUUGGUGGACUAAUACCUCCUCAACUAGGGAACCUCUCCAACCUACACUUCCUCGAUCUUGGAGGAUGUGGAUUUAAUGAUCUACGAGCUGAUGACCUUGAUUGGCUCUCCCAAAUUCCUUCUCUAAAACAUGUUGAUAUGAGUUAUGUCAACCUCUCUAAAGCAACUAAUUGGCUUCACCAAGUUAAUUGGAUCCCCGGUCUUAAAGUAUUGCGCUUGGAGUGGGCAAGGCUCCCGUAUAUUCCAUCUCCUCCGCCCCCAUUUAAUUUGACUUCAAUCGUAAAGCUGGAUCUCUCUGGUUAUUCCAACUUGAACACAACGAUUCUAAGAUGGCUCUCUCAGGCUAGCAGCCUUGCAUAUCUUGAUCUUUCUUCUUGUAGUGGUAUCGAUAUUGAGUCAAUACAAGUCACUCUGGGAGCUCUGAGUAAUUUGAAAGAAUUAUAUUUGCAAUACAAUGGUAUCAAAGGAAAUUUUUUUGGAAUGAUAAUGAAUGUGAGCAGGAGCCUGAAGUAUUUGGAUUUAAGUGGGAAUUCAUUGAGCGGAGAUAUUGGACAAAUCUCGAGGAGCCUUGGCUCCUUGGAGUACCUUGCAUUAGAUGAUAACAAGUUCAAUGGAGAUAUUCUAGAAAUUGUGAAAAAUGCUCCAAGCAGUUUACAAUAUUUAAGUUUGAGAUUCAAUCACAUUACUGGAGAAAUUCCACAAAAUGUAAAGAAUCUCACCAAUUUGGAAUACUUGGAUCUCUCGUAUACCAAUAUUACCGGAGAUAUACUAAUGGCUUUUUGUGAUCUCUUCAACUUGAAAAGUUUGAUAUUAGGAGGAAAUAAUAUUUCAAAACAAAUACCAAAAAUUAUUGAAAAUCUCACCAAUUUAGAAUAUUUGGAUCUCUCGUAUAAUAAUAUUAUUGGAGCUAUACCAAUGGCUAUUGGUGAUCUCAUCAACUUGGAGAGCUUGAUAUUAUGGGGAAAUAAGAUUUCAGGACAAAUACCAGAAGCUAUUGGGAAUCUCCGAAAUAUACAAUGGUUAGAUUUAUCUGAUAAUUUUUUUAGUGGACAGAUACCAGAGACUUUCAACAGACUCUACAACUUACAAAGCUUGGAUGUAUCAUAUAAUCACUUGACAAAGUUAGUAUUUGGGACUCUAAAUAAACUAUGCAAUUUGAGUUCUAUAGAUUUGUCCUUUAACCCUAUUGGUGGAGAGCUAACAGAUUUGAUCGAUGCUUUACCAGAUUGUAACCAGGGAGCCGGUUUAGAUAUAUUUAUUAGGGCUAAUAAUUUGAGUGGGAUUGUCCCCUCAAAUAUUGGUCAAUUAUCUGCAUUAUAUGGAUUGGACAUCUCCUCAAAUUUGCUCGAAGGCAACAUCACCGAAGCACACUUUUCCAAACUCACCAAUUUAAUCAAUUUGGACAUAUCUAACAACUCCUUGGAUGUGAUCCUAUCCAAUGAUUGGCUUCCACCUUUUAAUGCCUACAGUAUUAUUAUGAGCUCAUGUCAUAUGAGAACUAAAUUUCCUGUUUGGAUUCAAACACAAACAAAUUUGAAAUAUCUUUCUUUAUCUGAAGUUGGACUCUCCGGUAACCUUCCAACUUGGUUUUCAGAUUUCUCAAAAGGUUUGUGGCAUCUUAACUUGAGUUCUAAUAACUUGAAUGGCCCACUACCCUCUGUUGCCAAUGUCAUCAUUGAUCUCUCCAAUAACUCAUUUGUUGGACCCAUUCCAUUAAGUUUUGCAAAUGCCUCGUACGUUCAAAUUUUAUCUUUAUCUCAUAACAAUAUCAAUGGCAGUUUUUCUCCCUUAUCCUGCAAUCUAAAUUAUCUGAAAAUCCUGGACCUAUCAGACAAUAAUUUAUCUGGAGAAAUCCCAACAUGUCAUAAAUCAUUCCCAACUUCUCUACAGUCCUUGCAUCUGAACCACAACAACCUAUCUGGAAGAUUUCCUUCCUUCUUGAAACAUUGUGAACAAUUGGUUACCCUUGAUCUCGCUGAAAAUAAUUUGUUUGAUGAAAUACCAACAUGGGUGGGAGAAAACCUUUUAUCCUUGAGAGUUCUUAGUUUGAAGUCAAACCUAUUUUAUGGUCCCAUUCCAGUGCACAUAGCAAAUCUCACUUCUCUUCAGGUUUUGGAUCUUUCUUCCAACCAUCUUUCUGGUAGCAUUCCUUCGUCUCUAGGAAAUUGUAGUGCUAUGGUUGAGAUACAACAUGACAUUACAUCAUUGCUUAAUCUUUUUAAUGUUAGCGGUUCCUAUAGCGAGAGCAUAGUAAUAACAGCCAAAGGAUAUGACAUCCAAUACACCACAAUUCUCUCACUUGUAACAAGCAUAGACCUAUCAAACAAUAAUCUUUCCGGCGAGAUCCCAAGAGAGCUAACAAGCCUCCAUGGAUUGCUUUUCUUGAACUUAUCCAAGAAUCAUUUGAGAGGAACCAUUCCAGAAAAGAUUGGUUCCAUGGAACAACUGGAAUCACUUGACUUAUCGAUGAACAAUCUCACCGGAGAUAUUCCUUCCAGCUUAUCAUCUCUCACCUUCCUAAGCCACUUGAAUCUCUCUCACAACAACUUGUCAGGAAGAAUUCCAACAGCCGGUGGUCAAAUGUCGACCUUUCUUGGCGACCCGUCGGUCUAUGAUGGUAAUGAAUACCUUUGUGGUACGCCACUGCCAGAGUGCCCUGGUGAUGCAGACCAUCAAAGUCCACCUCAUGAACACGAAGAGAAAAACGGUGACAGGCUUGAAACAGUGUGGGAAAUUACCAGCAUCGUCAUGGGUUUUGUGGUUGGUUUUUGGAGUUUUGUUGGAACAAUGAUCAUGAAACAGAGCAUAAGGUUUGCGUUCUUUCGAUUUUUCGACAAGGCUUACGAUUGGUGCUACGUGCAGUUGGCAGUCGGAUGUGCAAGGUUAAAGUCCAAACAACAAAGUGUGACUUGA